Cryptococcus wingfieldii CBS 7118 is the source of this 1065-nucleotide messenger RNA. RefSeq names its product mannose-1-phosphate guanyltransferase. The record is from RefSeq and is a predicted model, not a curated record. Gene Ontology annotation, cellular component: cytoplasm. Lineage: Eukaryota; Fungi; Basidiomycota; Tremellomycetes; Tremellales; Cryptococcaceae. Bases 1 to 1065 code for a protein of 354 amino acids. Gene Ontology annotation, molecular function: GTP binding; mannose-1-phosphate guanylyltransferase (GTP) activity. The transcript is spliced from 7 exons. Gene Ontology annotation, biological process: GDP-mannose biosynthetic process; cell wall mannoprotein biosynthetic process.
AUGACCAGAAUCGCUCAUCGUCUCCAACAGCUCUCAUGGCCCAAGCCUCUCGUCGAGUUCUGUAACAAGGCCAUGAUCUUGCACCAGAUCGAGGCCCUGGUCAAGGCCGGCGUCACGGAUGUCGUCCUUGCUGUCAACUACCGACCCGAGGUCAUGGUAGCUGUCCUCAAGAAGACUGAGGAGGAGUUUGGUAUCAACAUCCACUUCAGUGUGGAGACUGAGCCUCUCGGCACUGCUGGUCCUCUUGCUCUUGCCAAGGAGAUCUUGGGCAAGGAUGACUCUCCCUUCUUUGUCCUCAACUCGGAUGUCACUUGUACCUACCCCUUUGAGGCCUUCCGAGACUUCCACCUUGCCCACAAGUGUGAAGGCUCGAUCAUGGUGACCAAGGUUGCGGAGCCCUCAGCUUACGGUGUCGUUGUCACCAAGCCCAACUCUACUGUCAUUGACCGAUUCGUCGAGAAGCCUGUCGAGUUUGUUGGCAACAGGAUCAACGCUGGUAUCUACAUGUUCAACCCCAGCGUCUUGGACCGUAUUGAGCUCCGGCCCACCUCCAUCGAGAAGGAGGUCUUCCCCGCCAUCGCUGGUGACCACCAGCUCCACUCCUUUGACCUCCAAGGUUUCUGGAUGGACGUCGGACAACCAAAGGACUUCCUUGCGGGUACCUGCCUCUAUCUUUCUCACUUGACCAGCCAACAUUCCAAGCUUUUGACCGACCCUGCUCAGAACAAGUGGGUGUACGGUGGAAACGUCUUGGUUGACCCUUCGGCGGAGAUUGACCCCACAGCCGUCAUCGGCCCCAACGUCGUUAUCGGUCCCGACGCCAAGAUUGGCCCCGGUGUCCGUCUCCAGCGAUGUGUCAUCAUGUCUAACGCUACCGUCCGAGACCACACCUGGAUUGCCAACUCUAUCAUCGGAUGGAACAGCACGGUCGGCAGGUGGAACAGGGUUGAGAACAUUACUGUUCUUGGUGACGACGUGACGAUAAAGGAUGAACUGUAUGUGAACGGCGCUUCUGUCUUGCCCCACAAGAGCGUGAGUGUACUUGCAUUGGAUGUGCAGGCAUAG